UUUAUGCAAAAACAGCUCCCUGAUGACAUGGGGUGGGUAUAAAUACUUCUUAGCUGCUAGUGUGAUCAUAACUUCGCAGUGAGUUGAAGACUGAGGUUCCCUGGCCCCAGGUAACUCAGCAUCACCGCUCUGAGACCUCUCAACCACCCUUGGGAGGAGCACAGGGCAGUCAGACUCGGCUCCGAGGCUGUCCAGCUGUGUGCUUGUCUGUCCCCUGUGGAGGCAGGGGAGCCAGCGCUCAGUCCCACAGUGAAGAAUCUCUGAGUUUAAGUCCAGAUAAGUGACCUGUUGCAAAGCCACAGAGAUGGCCUGUCCCUGGAAGUUCCUGUUCAAGGCCAAAUCCUACCAGUAUGACGUGACUGAGAAAACGGACAUCAACAACAAUGUGGGGAAGGCCACCCAGGCUCCCUCCAGUCCAGUGACACAGGAUGACCCCAAGUGUCACAGCCUCAGCAAGCACCAGAAUGAGUGCCCCCAGUGUCUCUCGGGGACCACAAAGGCGUCUCCAGAAUCCCUGGUCAAGCUGGACGUGCCCCCAUCGACUGGCCCACAGCAUGUGAGGAUCAAAAACUGGCACAAUGGGAUGACUUUCCAAGACACUCUUUACCACAAGGCCAAGAGGGACAUCCAUUGCAAGACCAAGUCUUGCCUGGGAGCCAUCAUGAACCCCAGAAGCAUGACCAGAGGACCCAGGGAUAAGCCUACCCCUCCAGAUGAGCUUCUACCUCAAGCUAUCGAAUUUGUCAACCAGUAUUACAGCUCCUUCAAAGAAGCAAAAAUAGAGGAACAUCUGGCCAGGCUGGAGGCAGUAACAAAGGAGAUAGAAACAACAGGAACCUACCAGCUGACGGGAGAUGAGCUCAUCUUUGCCGCCAAGCAGGCCUGGCGCAAUGCCCCCCGCUGCAUUGGGAGGAUCCAGUGGUCCAACCUGCAGGUCUUUGAUGCCCGGAGCUGUUCCACUGCCCAGGAAAUGUUUGAGCACAUCUGCAGGCACCUGCGGUAUGCUACCAACAGCGGCAACAUCAGGUCGGCUAUCACGGUGUUCCCCCAGCGGAGUGAUGGGAAACACGACUUCCGGGUCUGGAACGCUCAGCUUAUCCGGUAUGCUGGCUACCAGAUGCCUGAUGGCACCAUCAGAGGGGACCCUGCCUCAGUGGAGUUCACCCAGCUGUGCAUCGACCUGGGUUGGAAGCCCAAGUAUGGUCGCUUUGAUGUGGUGCCUCUGGUGCUUCAGGCUGAUGGCCGUGACCCUGAGCUCUUCGAGAUCCCACCUGACCUCGUGCUUGAGGUGCCCAUGGACCAUCCCAAGUACGAGUGGUUCCAGGAGCUGGAGCUGAAGUGGUAUGCCCUGCCUGCCGUGGCCAACAUGCUGCUCGAGGUGGGUGGCCUUGAGUUUCCAGGGUGCCCCUUCAAUGGCUGGUACAUGGGCACGGAGAUCGGGGUCCGGGACUUCUGUGAUGUCCAGCGCUACAACAUCUUGGAGGAAGUGGGCAGAAGGAUGGGCCUGGACACGCACAAGCUGGCGUCACUCUGGAAAGACCGGGCUGUCAUUGAGAUCAAUGUCGCUGUGCUUCACAGUUUCCAGAAGCAAAAUGUGACCAUCAUGGACCACCACUCAGCCGCAGAGUCCUUCAUGAAGUACAUGCAGAAUGAGUAUCGGUCCCGGGGGGGCUGCCCAGCUGACUGGGUUUGGCUGGUCCCCCCGAUUUCUGGCAGCAUCACCCCUGUGUUCCAUCAGGAGAUGUUAAACUAUGUCCUGUCCCCUUUCUAUUACUACCAGGUGGAGGCCUGGAAAACCCACAUCUGGCAGGAUGAGAAGCUGAGACCCCGGAAAAGAGAGAUUCGAUUCAAAGUCUUGGUUAAAGCCGUGCUUUUCACCUCAGUGCUGAUGCGCAAGACCAUGGCGUCCCGAGUGAGAGCUACUGUCCUCUUUGCCACCGAGACGGGAAAAUCAGAAACCCUGGCCCGGGACCUAGGGAACCUGUUCAGCUGUGCCUUCAACCCCAAGGUUUUCUGCAUGGAUGAGUACAGGCUGAGCAACCUGGAGAAGGAGCAGCUCCUGCUCGUGGUGACCAGCACUUUUGGGAAUGGAGACUCCCCUGGCAACGGCGAGAAACUGAAGAAAUCCCUCUUCAUGCUGAAGGAGCUCACUAACAAGUUCAGGUAUGCUGUGUUCGGGCUCGGCUCCAGCAUGUACCCUCAGUUCUGCGCCUUUGCUCAUGACAUUGACCAGAAGCUGUCCCAGCUGGGUGCCUCCCAGCUCGCCCCGACAGGGGAAGGGGAUGAGCUCAGUGGGCAGGAGGAGGCCUUCCGCAGUUGGGCUGUGCAAACCUUCAAGGCAGCCUGUGAGAUGUUCAGUGUCCAAGGCAGACACUGCAUCCAGAUCCCCAAGCUCUACACCUCCGAUGUGACCUGGGACCCGCACCACUACAGGCUUGUGCAGGACUCACAGCCUUUGGACCUCAACAAAGCCCUCGGCAGCAUGCAUGCCAAGACGGUGUUCACCUUGAGGCUCAAGUCGAGGCAGAAUCUACAGAGCCCGAAAUCCAGCCGUACCACCCUCCUGGUGAAACUCUCCUGUGAGGGCAGCCAAGGUCUGAGCUACCUGCCUGGAGAGCACCUUGGGGUUUUCCCAGGCAACCAGCCGGCCCUGGUCCAAGCUGUCCUGGGGAGAGUGCUGGAUGGCUCUGCACCCCACCAACCUGUGCGCCUGGAGACCCUGGGCGAGAAUGGCAGAUACUGGGUGGGGGACAAGCGGCUGCCCCCCUGCUCACUCAGCCAGGCCCUCACCUACUUCCUGGACAUCACCACCCCCCCAACCCAGCUGCUGCUCCGAAAGCUGGCCCAGCUGGCCACCGAGGAGGCGGAGAAGCAGAGGCUGGAGACCCUGUGCCAGCCCUCGGAGUACAGCCAGUGGAAGCUCAGCGACAGCCCCACGUUCCCGGAGCUGCUGGAGCAGUUCCCGUCCCUGCAGGUGCCUGCCAGCUUCCUGCUCUCGCAGCUCCCGCUCCUGCGGCCCCGGUACUACUCCGUCAGCUCCUCCAGGGACCGCACGCCGUCGGAGGUGCACCUCACCGUGGCUGUGCUCGCGUACCGCACCCGAGAUGGCCAGGGUCCCCUGCACCACGGUGUCUGCAGCACUUGGCUCAACAACCUGAAGCCCCAAGACCCGGUGCCCUGCUUUGUGCGAAGUGCCAAUGGCUUCCAGCUCCCGGAGGACCCCUCCCGUCCUUGCAUCCUCAUCGGGCCAGGCACGGGCAUCGCCCCCUUCCGCAGUUUCUGGCAGCAGCGACUCCAUGAUGUCCAGCACAAAGGGCUUCAGGGCAGCCGCCUGACGCUGGUGUUCGGGUGCCGCCGCCCGGAUGAGGACCACAUCUAUAAGGAGGAGAUGUUGGAGAUGGCCCGGAACAGGGUGCUGCAUGAGGUGCACACAGCCUAUUCUCGCCUGCCUGGCCAGCCCAAGGUGUAUGUUCAGGACAUCCUGAGGCAGCAGCUGGCCAGUGAGGUGCUCCACGUGCUCCACGAGGAGCAAGGCCACCUCUACGUCUGUGGGGACGUGCGUAUGGCCCGGGAUGUGGCCCAAACCCUGAAGCAGCUGGUGGCUGCCAAGCUGAGCCUGAGUGAGGAGCAGGUCGAGGACUAUUUCUUCCAGCUUAAGAGCCAGAAGCGCUAUCAUGAAGACAUCUUUGGUGCUGUAUUUCCCUAUGAGGUGAAAAGGGGUGGGGCAUCCCAGUGAGCCCAGAGCUCCAACAGGAAGCGUGCAGCAAAGCACACAGGAAAAGUUGAAGCUGCUGCCACGGAAUUUAAUGAUGGACUCAACUUUUGAUUAUCUGAAGCCCCCAGGGCCGGAGGAGAUGGAGGGGAACUAUAUCCCCAAGCCUCUCAUCUUAUUUCCCUAUCUCUUCCUCCCCCCCAACCCUUUACUCAGUCUGCUACCAAGCAGCAGCCCGGACUGAAUGGAACUCUUGUUUCCCUUGAGCCCACCCCUCCCCGAAUAAUGGAGAGUUGGGACCUCCCUGAUCCCUUGAAGACUAAACCUGCGAUGCCAGGCCUGGCCCCGGGUGAACCUUCUUCUGAUCGCACCACUUUGAGCGGCCACCAGGGGGCGCUGUCGCAUCACCCUGUAUUUAGUGGCCUCCAUGUACAGUUAUUUAUGUCUCUAUUUAAAAAAACAAGCCCAAAUGCUUCUUAGAGCCAAUUGGGCCUUCCUUGUAUGACUCCUUGAUGGAGAUAUUUAUGUGAAAUACAUUUUAUUUUAACCACAUUGUAGGUGUGCGUGUGGCUGUUUUGUAGGGAAAGCAGCGCUGUUUAUAUAUAGAGUUGGGACUGGUGGGUGUCACAGCCUGGACAAAAAUUCCCCACAAAGGACAAACCAGCUCAUCCUUGCUGCUUCCGAAAUGGCUUCCAGGUACGGGGGCAGCACGUGGGGCUUUGGACACAUCUGAAAUGCAUGAUGGGAGCCAGGGGACACAGGUUUGCCUGCAGGGUCCGUGCUGUGCCUCCCGUAGGAAGAAGCAUCCACACAGGCGUUGGGCAGAGGUGAAGCUGCACGUGUCAGUUCUUUAGCGAAGGCCUGUCCACAGCCUGUUUUAGAGAGUCACUGUAUUUUACUUGCUUGUUUCAUGAGAGGUUGGCCAAUAAUGCUUAGGCACCUGGGUGACAAGGAUUUGGCAGCGAGUGAAAGAUAGACAUGGUUCAGGGAAGUGCUUCUUAAGGGAAUGAGCCAUGUUUCCUUCUCCCAUUGAGAACAAGGAACUCAUCCAGGGGAUAAGUUGGGGGUGUGGCAAAAUAGCUCUCAGCUUGCGUUUGGCCUCUCUUGUGCCGGCUCCCUGGCCUGCGUCUCCUCUCCCCCUGUGCUAGGCAGAUGGGGUGGUGGGGAGACCAAGGGCCAUGCCAACCGGCAUCGCCCCAGCAGUGCCUCUUCAGAACAUCAUAGUCAGGAACAGCGCCCCCUAGGUUAGCACUCUGCCGUGCACGCAGACCACCUGGGCCCUUGUUCCAAUGCAGACUCUCACCCAGGAGGUCUGUGGCAAGGCCUGAGAGUCUGCAUUUCUGAUAAGCUCCCAGGCCCACGGGCUAUGCUGUGAGCCCCACCGUGGUUCCUGAGGCACCAGAUUCUUGAUGGAGUUAGGAUGUGGAUGCAGAGCCCGGCCCCCCUGACUGGCCCAGAGGCUGGCAGAACCCUGCACAUGGAGCCACAUUCCGUACCACACCCUAGUCCUGGGGUGCCCACAUGAAACACGAGGGCUCUUACGAAUCAGCGUCUUACCCUACCGCCGCAUCCUCCUGCUGGGACACACCCUCUGGCCUCCUGGCACCUCCUGCCGAGGUCCUCCCAGGCUCUGGCCCAGCCCUUGGCUCAUGUCAAGUGUGGGGCUGUUCCCUAGGUUCUUCUUUGCUGCACGCUUCCUGUGUCAGAGAUUCCUGCCCAAGAGACUUGAGCCCAGCCUGCUUCACCUCCA
Manis pentadactyla (Chinese pangolin) is the source of this 5462-nucleotide messenger RNA. RefSeq names its product nitric oxide synthase 2 (gene NOS2). The record is from RefSeq and is a predicted model, not a curated record. Gene Ontology annotation, biological process: nitric oxide biosynthetic process. Gene Ontology annotation, molecular function: calmodulin binding; heme binding; FMN binding. NCBI's taxonomy places the organism in Eukaryota, Metazoa, Chordata, Mammalia, Pholidota, Manidae. The coding region runs from base 305 to 3736 and encodes 1143 amino acids. The transcript has 27 exons.